Molecule: messenger RNA, 1717 nt
Organism: Sorex fumeus (smoky shrew)
Lineage: Eukaryota; Metazoa; Chordata; Mammalia; Eulipotyphla; Soricidae
Gene: GSKIP
Product: GSK3B interacting protein
Exons: 3
Coding region: 65-484 (139 amino acids)
Biological process (GO): regulation of canonical Wnt signaling pathway
Cellular component (GO): cytoplasm
Molecular function (GO): kinase regulator activity; protein kinase A binding
Source: RefSeq, a predicted model, not a curated record
UGGCGCCGCGGCUCGGCCCCAGACGCCUCGGGAGGGCGGCGAGGGCGGACGCGCCGCGCGCAGCAUGGAGACCGACUGUGACCACCUGGAGCUGGGCGGCAUGUCCGGCUUUGAAGAGGGCGCCGAGCUGAACGGUUUCGAAGGGACCGACGUGAAGGACAUGAGGCUCGAGGCCGAGGCGGUAGUGAACGACGUCCUCUUCGCCGUCAACAACAUGUUCGUCUCCAAGACCCUGCGCUGUGCCGACGAGGUGGCCUACAUCAACGUGGAGACCCGGGAGCGGAACAGAUACUGCCUGGAGCUCACGGAGGCCGGGCUGCGGGUGGUAGGUUACGCUUUUGACCACGUGGACGAUCACGUCCAGACUCCCUACCACGAGACCGUUUACUCCCUGCUGGAUACGCUCAGCCCUGCCUACCGGGAAGCAUUUGGAAACGCGCUUCUUCAAAGACUGGAAGCUUUACAAAGGAAUGAACAGUCCUGACCAAGCUCUUCCGUUUAGAGGGGACGGCGGCUGGUACAAAAUAUUGACGUAAGGCUUGAAGUUUUCACCGGUGGCCAGUUUUGCAUCGGUCAUGACGUAAAGUGCAUCUUUAGUUUGUGUUUCGAUCAUUUCUUCAGAUGUCAGCUUUUGACUCCGAAUGUGAUUGACUAAUGAGUUGUCGUUUUAGUUUCUCAUUCAUUAAGGCAUUGCUAGGACGCCAUCCUUUGGACUCUCGAAUUUCUUUAUAUAAUGUCUGUCCAUCUCAAAACCUGACCAGUAUUUCAUUCUAUUACAGGGCUUCAAUGCUGCCAGCACAUUCUCUUAAUUGAGGAAAAUCUAGAUUUGCACAGUAAUUCAGAAGUUGAAAUGACCUAAUUUCACACGUGGAUUCAGUUUGCUAAAUCAGGGGGUUUACUACUAGCUUGAGCUGACUUUGUAGUAAUUACUGUACUACUGGCCUUAUUGGAAACAAAUUAUCAACUAGUUUCCCCUGCACAAAUUUGAAAUUCACUGCUUCUCUUAAUCUAGUUACUAAUAUGGACUGAUACACGUGAAUAAUUACAUAUGACUUAGUAUUAAAUGAAAAGCAGGUACUGAUUCCUUGUUUGCUACAGCCAGCCAACUAAGAAGACAAACCGCUAGCAAAUGAAUGUAAUAAUUUUUCCAAUAUAUUUAAGCACAUGAGCAAAUGUAGGAACAGGCUUCGUUCUUUUUUCUUAACAAAAAAAGCAUCUUCAAUACGUAUGAUUGAAAAUGAAGACGAUUCUGAUUUCCUAGAAAACACUAUUUUGGCCUGUGUUGAUUCUUAUCCUGAAUGUUUGUUUACAUAUGUACAGUAUAUAUUCAGAAGGUAUUUUUGCUUCAACAUUUACUCUCUAGGAUGUAGUACUUUGGUAUUCCCAUAACACCUCUCCUCCCCGACAGAUGUGCAGUGUUCUGUCUCAAUGCUAAGUCUACAAUGUCAUAUGAGUGCAUUGUAUGGGUCUGAAACCAAAGGAUGAAUGAAGCAUUCAGACACUUGAUAUUUGAAAAAGGAAGACUGUGUAUUUUGUAUUUUCUUACAGGUAUUAAAAUUUAUAAACUUAAUAAACUAUACCAUGCUGCUACGUGUUUUCAAGUACAUAUUGAGUAAGGGGGUCUUGGGGGGGUUGCGUUUUUCAUAGUCUUCUAAAGCAGCAGCUGUAGAAACCUUGAGCUAAAUUCCUGCCUCUUCAUAAAGGACACAUUUUCAUA